GCAUGCUUCCCUUAAGUCUGGCCCAGGGCAGUUGUGGUCAGUUUGACCCAACAAAUGAAGUGGGAGGAUCUUUUCAAUCUUCUCCAGCUGAAAGAUGACGGCCAGGUCUUGGAAGGCAACUCGGUUCCUGUUGGCCAUUCUGGUGGCCCUGGUGGCCUUCAGUUACCAAAUAAAGAGGAAAACAUUUAUACGGAUUGAAGAAGUAAAUGCAUUGGAGUCUUCUGUGAAGGACACAUUGGAGUAUAUCACAGAUGAAUACAACAAGGAAAGUAAAGAUUUGUACAAUUUCAGGAUCCUUCGAAUCCUGAAGAUUAUGAAGCAGAUGACAAAUCACAUGGAGUAUCACAUCACAGUGGAAAUGCAGCGGACCACCUGCUUGAAGACAGAGAAGAGCCUCUGUGAUAUCCAAAAGGGGGAACUUCACAAGCAAAUCCAGUGCUACUUCUCAGUGUAUGUCAAUCCCUGGCUUGAAGUAUUCAAAAUACUCAAGAAGAACUGUACCAACAGCAGCUGAGUGUCGUGGAGCACAUGCUGUGUCCUCCACGCUUCCGAUCACAUUGCCAUCAAUAGGAAUCCUCAAUUUGCCCAAUAAAAUGGUUAGCCUAUUCUCUU
Mastomys coucha (southern multimammate mouse) is the source of this 612-nucleotide messenger RNA. It is a transcript of the gene Cst11, whose product is annotated as cystatin 11. The transcript has 3 exons. Gene Ontology annotation, molecular function: cysteine-type endopeptidase inhibitor activity. NCBI's taxonomy places the organism in Eukaryota, Metazoa, Chordata, Mammalia, Rodentia, Muridae. Bases 95 to 514 code for a protein of 139 amino acids. Gene Ontology annotation, biological process: defense response to Gram-negative bacterium. The record is from RefSeq and is a predicted model, not a curated record. Gene Ontology annotation, cellular component: nucleus; cytoplasm; sperm flagellum.